Molecule: messenger RNA, 2230 nt
Organism: Impatiens glandulifera
Lineage: Eukaryota; Viridiplantae; Streptophyta; Magnoliopsida; Ericales; Balsaminaceae
Product: LRR receptor-like serine/threonine-protein kinase FEI 1
Exons: 12
Coding region: 152-1945 (597 amino acids)
Biological process (GO): protein phosphorylation
Molecular function (GO): ATP binding; protein binding; protein kinase activity
Source: RefSeq, a predicted model, not a curated record
ACUUCCAUAAUCAUCAUCAUCAUCAUCAGGGUUCCACUCAAACUCCAUUCAUUCACCUUUUUCCAAAAUGCUGACCAGAAAAUAAGUAAACUUCUCAUUUACACUUCUAUUUUAGCAAAACCCUGUUGCCAGAUCGAGCUUCGUGAAGAAAAUGGAGUCAUUGGGUUGGAUUUUCUUACCCAUUCUGGUUUUAUCCCUAAGCAGAUCUUUCGCACUUACUCAAGAUGGAAUUUCCUUGUUGGAAAUUAAGAGUUCUUUGAAUGAUAGCAAUAAUCUUCUUAGUGAUUGGAGAGAUUCCGAUGAAUCUCCUUGUAAGUGGACUGGUAUUACUUGUUACCCUGAUAGCCAAAGGGUUAACUCAAUAAAUUUGCCUUACAUGCAGCUUGGAGGGAUUAUAUCUCCUAGCAUUGGGAAGUUGAAUGGAUUACAGAGAUUGGCAUUUCAUCAGAACGGCUUGCAUGGUGUGAUCCCUAAUGAAAUUUCUAAUUGUACAGAGCUGAGAGCCCUGUAUUUGAGAGCUAAUUUUCUUCAAGGAGGAAUACCAUCAACUAUUGGGAAUCUUUCUUUACUUACCAUUCUAGACUUGUCAAGCAAUUCAUUGAGGGGAGCAAUACCUUCGUCUCUUGGGCGUCUUACAAAGCUCCGCUAUCUGAACUUAUCUUCAAACUCAUUUUCUGGUGAAGUUCCUGAUAUAGGAGCUUUGAGUACAUUUGGGGACAAUUCGUUUAUCGGUAAUGUGGAUCUAUGCGGUCGACAAGUUCUCAAACAAUGUCGAACAUCGUUAGGUUUCCCUGCUGUUCUUCCUCAUGAAACUGUCGAACCUUCAGUGUCUUCGAAGCGGCCAUCACAUUUCAUCAAAGGAGCAUUCAUUGCUGUUCUAUCGAUAGUGGCGGUCUUACUUGUAGUUGUGAUCAUAUUCCUUUGGUUCUGGUUUAUGUCAAAGAAAGAAAGGGCAGUCAAGAAAUACACAGAAGUUAAAAAACAAGUUCAUCAAGAUAAAAGCACCAAACUCAUUACAUUUCAUGGUGACCUUCCAUAUGAAUCGUCUGAAAUCAUAGAAAAGCUCGACUGUCUUGGUGAAGAAGACAUUGUCGGGUCUGGAGGGUUCGGCACAGUUUACAGGAUGGUCAUGAAUGAUUGUGGCACAUUUGCGGUCAAAAGGAUUGAUCGUGGUCGUGAAGGUUCUGAUCAAGUUUUCGAGAGGGAAGUUGAGAUAUUGGGAAGCAUCAAACACAUAAAUCUCGUGAAUAUGAGAGGGUAUUGUCGAAAUCCUACUUCGAAGCUGCUAAUCUACGAUUAUUAUGUGUUGGGCAGCUUGGAUGAUUUAUUACAUGGACAAGGAGACCAGUUGUUGGAUUGGAAUGCUCGAUUAAAGAUAGCUGUUGGGUCAGCCCGAGGGUUGGCUUAUUUACAUCAUGAUUGUUCUCCGAGGAUAAUACAUAGAGAUGUGAAGUCCAGCAAUAUAUUACUCGAUGAGAAUAUGGAGCCUAGAGUUUCUGAUUUCGGGUUGGCCAAGCUUUUGGUUGAUGAGGAUGCCCAUGUCACGACUGUUGUUGCAGGAACUUUCGGUUAUUUGGCACCUGAAUAUUUACAAAGUGGAAGAGCGACUGAAAAAACAGAUGUGUAUAGUUUUGGAGUUUUGUUGUUGGAGCUUGUGACAGGAAAGCGUCCCACAGAUCAAAUGUUUGUCAAACGAGGACUCAAUGUUGUUGGAUGGAUGAACACAAUGAUUCGAGAGAAUAGAAUGGAUGAUGUGGUGGACAAGAAUUGUUUGGAUGUUGAUGAGGAAACGGUUGAAGCAAUGGUUGAGAUUGCGGUUAGGUGCACUGAUGGGAAUCCUGAGGGGAGGCCGACGAUGCUACAAGUGGUGCAGUUUCUCGAAGAGGAGGUUAUGUCGCCUUGCCCGACUGAGUUUUACGAGUCUCAAUCGGAAGAUCAUUGCUAACUUUGAUGAUGAUGAAGAGGUUUUGUAUUAGUAAGUUGUUGCACUAUUGUGAAAGAUAUUAUUAUGUUGAUGAUGUAAUUGUAAAGUUUUAUCAGCUGUAUUAUUUUAGUAAUUUUUACUAAAGUUUUGCACCAUUUCUUUGGAAAUUUUGUUGUGCUUGUUUAUAAGCAUGAAAUCUUUCUUAGCGUUGCAUCAUUUUGUUAUUGUUGAUUCAUCUUUAGUUAAGAAUGUAUUGAAAAUGUAAAUACUUUCUAUUUUUGAUCUGAAAAUUCCAUUAGCUUAAGA